ACAAAACUACAAAAAGUGUAAUAAUGGCAGCAUUUAUAGCAAAACAAAUGGUUGGAAAUCAAUUGUCGGCCGUUAAAGACAUCGGUGGCGGAGAAAGUAUGACAGCCGAAGAAAAGGAACGGUUAGCUCAGUUAGAACAGGAAAGGCUUGAAGCGCUCCGAGAACAAGAAGAGAGAAGAAAAGAAAAGCACAGAAAGAUAGAAGUGGAGAGAGAAAAGAUGAGGAAAGGGAUUAGGGAUAAGUAUAACAUCAAAAAGAAAGAGCAGAUCAGUCGAGAGGAGUCCAUCGAUGCCAUUAAAAAACAGGACUCUGUCUGCUCUGAGAGUGGACUCAAUCGCAGAAAGAAAACACCUGAAGAAAUGACCGCCGAAGCAGAGGAGGCAGAUCUCGACGACUUUAGCAAAUUCAAGAACUCAUUGGAACACAGAUUCAGUGAAUUGAAGAACUCUAUUGAGUCGAGAUGUGUCAUACAAUAG
Messenger RNA from Oppia nitens, 476 nucleotides. RefSeq names its product complexin-like. Gene Ontology annotation, cellular component: SNARE complex; terminal bouton. Gene Ontology annotation, biological process: regulation of neurotransmitter secretion; neurotransmitter transport; synaptic vesicle exocytosis. Bases 24 to 476 code for a protein of 150 amino acids. The record is from RefSeq and is a predicted model, not a curated record. Gene Ontology annotation, molecular function: syntaxin binding. The transcript is spliced from 5 exons. Lineage: Eukaryota; Metazoa; Arthropoda; Arachnida; Sarcoptiformes; Oppiidae.